AUGCAGCAGUCUCUGAGCCACGAGCUACAGCACCAUUCAAGUCUGGACGAGCAGCAGCAUCAACAGCACCUCCAGCAUGGCCAGCACGCACAGCACCUUCAGCAGCCUACGCCAGUGACGAGCCAUCCGACGAGCAACGCCAAUCACUCUCAGCCACCGACACAGAAUUCCACUCCAGAACAGACGCAGAAGACGAACCGACUACGAAAAGCAUGCGAUUCAUGCAGUAUCCGCAAAGUCAAGUGUGACGAGACCGGCCCACCAUGUAGAGCUUGCGCGGCGUUGGACAUCCCAUGCACAUUUGAGCGACCCAGCCGACGGAGAGGACCACCAAAUCGACACGCCGAGGCAGUGAAGCGACGCCGUCUGGAAGAAGCAGGUGGCUCUCCAGCUCUUUCGGGACACUCCUCCCCGACUUCACCCACACACGCUGCGCAAGCAUUGACGGCGCUCGCUUCGCACUCCUCCGCGCCUCUCUCCGCCGAGUCCAUCUGCCCGAUCGAGACCAUCGACCUCCUCAUCGACGACUUCUUCACCUACAUCCACCCGCUGUGCCCUUUCCCGCACGAGCCGAGUUUCCGCGAAGCUUGGAAGCGCAGAGAAGACUUGAGCAACCGAUCCUUCCUCUCACUCCUCGCCUCCAUGAUCGGAGCACUGGUCGCAUCCUUCCCGCGCAAACCGAGAUUACACCUCAAGGCACAAAAGCGCGAGAACCUCUUCCCAAACCACAUGAGUUUGGUCCACAGAUGUCAAAAAGUUUGUGCGGCGGCGCGAGGGCCGGGAUACCUGGAGAGUGAUAGUCUGAAUGUGUAUGAUGCCGCGACGAGCCAUUUCCUGGCGCUCAUGGGAAUCUACACUUUCAGAUGGCGUCUCGGUCGGCUCUACUUCGGAGAAUGCUUAACCAUCCUUCGAACUCUCGGCUUGCAUAAGUCCAAAGGACAACCAUACACGCAGUUGGGAACACUUCCCUCUGCUAUGGGAUCUCACUCUAGUGGAAGCCUUGAUCUCAUGACCGAGAAUGUCGACAACAUCACUCUUGAGAUGGGCCGACGAAUCUUCUGGACAAUGUUUGUCAAUGUCAAGGCGAUGGAGCAAUUGGGCGCCAGUUUCGGAGAGCUUGUCAUUCCUCCUCCAACGCAUACCGAGCCAUACCCUCCACUUCCAGCAGAGGUCGACGACUUUUGCAUCUACCCCACGCAUACCGAGGCGCAGCCCGCCGGACUUGUCCCAAUGAUCGCCGGCUUCAAUGCCAAUGUUCGCGUCUACUCCUCAUAUAACGCCGUGGCCACAAUGGAGGUGGCCUGGGGUAUUGACUCGAUCGUGGACUGGGACCGUCAGAAACGCGUGCUCCACGAAUCUCUCCGCCGGUGCAAGAAGGCCAUGACCGAAUUGCCCGCAGAACUCGUCGUGCACAAUACCGGAGCUGAUGCGCAGCAGAACGGCAACAACAACGGCUCGUACUACACAUCGAUCUCCCAUGCCCAACCGCACUUCAACCGCGACCCAGCCCAUUCCCUCAUGUCGCCGACUUCCCGCUCCUCCAUCGAAGCGCCCUCACCUGAAGACCGUCGCCGCUCCCAAUACGAGAUCCAAAAAGCGAACAUCUACGCAUCCAGCCUCGCCACGCGCUCGUACCUCGUGGAGAAAUACUGGAACCUGUGUGAAGCGUAUGGUCGCACGAGGCAGAAUCCUCGACCUUCCUCUGCUACGCCGGACUCACCGACUGCGGGCAUCAUGUCUGCUGGUCUCGAUGGUAUUGUGCCGCCUACGUCUGGCGGGUUCGACGCCAUCGAAGCGGAGAUGAGGGAAGAGCGAGAGAGUAUCGUGCGGGACCUCUUGACCGUGUUGAGUAGUAUCGACCAGGUCAACAUGGAGCCCUCGGCCGAUUCCUUUACGAUGAAAAUCCGCUCCAUCGCCAGCACACUCCUCGAAGUUCCCGACGCACGCAAAGGGCAACUCGCAAGUCAAGCGCAGGAGUACCUCUCCGCGUUCUUGAAAGUACUCACGAGACUGGAACGUGUCUCACCAGCGAACAGCGAGGAGCGGGACGCCAAUGGAAGCGCGAGUGGAACGGCCGGCGACGAAGAUGCAGAGUUGAGAAUCUGGGCGGAUCUGAGGGUUUACCAGGAGGAGUUUGCGAGGGCGGGAGGGUUGUUGGGUCUUUCCUGA
Zymoseptoria tritici IPO323 is the source of this 2169-nucleotide messenger RNA. RefSeq lists its product as uncharacterized. Bases 1 to 2169 code for a protein of 722 amino acids. Gene Ontology annotation, molecular function: DNA binding; DNA-binding transcription factor activity, RNA polymerase II-specific; zinc ion binding. The record is from RefSeq and is a predicted model, not a curated record. Gene Ontology annotation, biological process: regulation of DNA-templated transcription; DNA-templated transcription. Lineage: Eukaryota; Fungi; Ascomycota; Dothideomycetes; Mycosphaerellales; Mycosphaerellaceae. The transcript is spliced from 3 exons.